AUGGAGCUCGAUCCCAAGUACGACAACUACGACUUCCCUUACACGUCCGACGUCAAGCAAGAUGGCCACGCGGGACACCUCACGCCCGAGCAGAUUGCCCAGGUCAGCCAGCUGCGCAUGAUGCUCGAGUCUGAGGGUCUGACCAAGCGCCUGGACACGUUGACUCUGCUUCGAUUCCUCCGAGCUAGGAAGUUUGACGUCGAGCUGUCGAAAAAGAUGUUCGUCGAAUGCGAGGAAUGGCGCACCAAGACCAAGCUUGACGAGACGGUUCCUACUUGGGACUACCCUGAGAGGGCCGAGAUCUCCAAGUACUACAAGCAAUUCUACCACAAGACGGACAAGGACGGUCGCCCCAUCUACAUCGAGACUCUUGGCGGCAUUGACCUGACGGCCAUGUACAAGAUCACGUCUGCCGACCGCAUGCUGACCAACCUGGCCGUCGAGUACGAGCGCGUGGCCGACCCCCGUCUCCCCGCCUGCUCGCGCAAAGCCGGCAAGCUCCUCGAGACGUGCUGCACCAUCAUGGACCUCAAGGGCGUGACCCUGACCAAGAUCCCCCAAGUCUACUCGUACGUCAACCAGGCGUCAGUCGUCUCGCAGAACUACUACCCCGAGCGCCUGGGAAAGCUGUACAUCAUCAACGCCCCCUGGGGCUUCUCCACCGUCUGGAGCGUCGUCAAGGGCUGGCUCGACCCCGUCACCGUCUCCAAGAUCAACAUCCUCGGCUCAGGAUACAAGUCUGCCCUCCUCGAGCAGAUUGAUCCGGCCAACCUCCCCAAGGCUUUUGGCGGAACCUGCGAGUGCAGCGACGGCUGCGAGAACUCGGACGACGGUCCCUGGAAGGAGGAGGAGUGGCUCAAGCCCGCCAAGCAGGAUGACACUACCAUUGAGAACAAGGGCUCUACCAUUGAGACUCCCGAAGAGAGCAAGUAA
Geosmithia morbida is the source of this 933-nucleotide messenger RNA. Its product is annotated as CRAL TRIO N. The transcript has 4 exons. The record is from RefSeq and is a predicted model, not a curated record. NCBI's taxonomy places the organism in Eukaryota, Fungi, Ascomycota, Sordariomycetes, Hypocreales, Bionectriaceae. Bases 1 to 933 code for a protein of 310 amino acids.